AAAUUAAAAUAUUCUCCUGAAAUUCAUCACCAACAACCAGGAUAUUUAACUAAGAGCAAUGUGAAACUGCUGAAAGAGGUGAAGCAAAAGCCGUCCAGAAGAAUCUCCAGAACACACAGAAACAGUUUGCUACAUUUAACAGACAAUUGAAGCCAAGUCCCAACAUGGAGAAACAUCAGCACUCUGUCAAGAGUUUUACUAAACAGAGUAAUCUCAAAAAACACCAGCGCAUUCACACAGGAGAGAAACUGUAUCACUGCUCAGACUGUGGGAAGAGUUUUAAUCAUCAGAGUAAUCUCAAAAAUCACCAGCGCAUUCACACAGGAGAGAAACCGUAUCACUGCUCAGACUGUGGAAAGAAAUUUACUACACAGAGUCAUCUCAAAAUUCACCAGCACAUUCACACAGGAGAGAAACCAUAUUGCUGCUCAGACUGUGGAAAGAGUUUUAAUCAACAGAAUCAUCUCAAAAAUCACCAGCGCAUUCACACAGGAGAGAAACUGUAUCACUGCUCAGACUGUGGGAAGAGUUUUACUACACAGAGUAAUCUCAAAAAUCACCAGCGCAUUCACACAGGAGAGAAACCGUAUUACUGCUCAGACUGUGGGAAGAGUUUUACUGAACAGAGUAGUUUCAAAAAACACCAGCGCAUUCACACAGGAGAGAAACCGAAUUACUGCUCAGACUGUGGGAAGAGUUUUACUCUACAGAGUACUCUCCAAAUACACCAGCGCAUUCACACAGGAGAGAAACCGUAUUACUGCUCAGACUGUGGGAAGAGUUUUACUCAACAGAGUACUCUCCAAAUACACCAGCGCAUUCACACAGGAGAGAAACCGUAUCACUGCUCAGACUGUUGGAAGAGUUUUACUCAACAGAGUAAUCUUCGAAAACACCAGCGCAUUCACACAGGAGAGAAACCGUUUUAUUGCUCAGAUUGUGGGAAGAGUUUUACUCAACAGAGUAAACUCAAAAAACACCAGCGCAUUCACACAGGAGAGAAAACUCCAUCUUAGUUCAGUUUGAAGGCAAUUAAAAGUGCAAAUCGUAAGUCUUUUCCACUACCACUAGGCCCAUCUGCAUGAAAGAAGAAGUGAAAACACCAGCUGAGGAACUCCAGAGUGUGUUCCCAAAAGUGAGACCCAGAGCCACAGAGAGAGACGACACUGUUCCGGGUACUGCCGUGUGGACUGGAGGAGCAUCCAGACCCGCAGAGAGGCCAACAAAAUCCUUUCCAGAGGUUAAAUAAAACGCUCAAGCUGUAGUUCUCAUACUGAAAUCAACCUCCUCCAGGCUUGUGUAGUGCAGUGAGGUUGCAGGCUCAUUCAUUCCCUCUGAUGGUGUUCUCAUUUGUCUAUGGUUCGUUCUGAUUAAAAAUCUGUAACCAUAGAGGGAUAUAGAUGGAUAUUUGGUUGUUGUAUUACUCAAGUUUUAUGCUCUCUUAUCUUUUCCUUAUUUAAUAUUAUAUGUUGCUUAAGGUUUUUUGAUCUCCAAAAUUUACUAAGAAUAUCCAAAUCAUGUAGUUUCUUAAUUGUUUUUAUCCACUACAAACUAUUAUCUUUGUAUUGCUUCACCUCUAUAUUUACUCAUCUGUGUGUUUUAAUAAACGGCUUUUAGAUUGCAGAUCUGCAAUCUCAUUGUGUUUUCUCAACAUAUGUUGGACAUGAAACCUAUAGGCCUGAGAUUGUCUCAUGUUAUUAUUUGUUAAAUACUCAAAGGUGCCCAACAGAGAAAGCCAGUGUAAAAUGGAUUUGUGUUGAGUGUAACAAUAGUCAAUUUAAGAUUGAAAUUCAGAAAAAUAUAUUUUUUUAAUGGUUCAGGCUUAAAAGGGUUAAAUAUACAAUUACUUCCAAAGGUAGAGUAACAUGGGUUUAACUUGUAUUCAUAUGUUUAUAAAGUUCUUUAUUGUGAGUG
This is a messenger RNA of Astyanax mexicanus (Mexican tetra), 1914 nucleotides long. RefSeq names its product zinc finger protein 239-like. The coding region runs from base 165 to 1016 and encodes 283 amino acids. The record is from RefSeq and is a predicted model, not a curated record. Gene Ontology annotation, cellular component: nucleus. The transcript has a single exon. NCBI's taxonomy places the organism in Eukaryota, Metazoa, Chordata, Actinopteri, Characiformes, Acestrorhamphidae.